Messenger RNA from Lactuca saligna, 1045 nucleotides. NCBI's taxonomy places the organism in Eukaryota, Viridiplantae, Streptophyta, Magnoliopsida, Asterales, Asteraceae. The record is from the annotation of a GenBank genome assembly.
GAUUGAGUCUGAUCCUUUAGAUGGUACAAAAAUUUAAAAUUUUAUGGCAUUGUUGUAAAACUUUUGGCUUUGUGGUACGUUUGUAAAAGCUAUUAUUAGUGUGGCAAUUUUCUAAAAACAUUUAACUUUGUAGCUUUGUAAAUUCGAAAAUGUAACAUAAAUACUUCCGAGACGAGGCUUCGUACCCUCGGCAAAACCCUUGAUCAGACCACUCUCAGUCGUCUAGUACAACUCUUCUCCUCAGGCGACGGCGAUCUUCUGUGCUCCGGUAGCAACGCGGUAGGGCCUUCUUUUGGAUAUCUGGCUUCUUAUCUUAAAGUUUUAAGCUUUUAUUGGUACAGUGCACAUCUGAAAACUGAAGCUUUUUCUUCUGUCUCAUCAAGCAUCAUCUCCCAGUAUCAAUCAUGCAGCAGGCUGGUGGUGGCUCAGAAACUGAGGUGACAUGGGAGGAUCAGCAGAACAUUAACAAAUUUGGGAGAUUGAACAAUCGGUAUCAUGAACUUGAUGAUGAAAUAAGGAUUGCCAUGGAAGCAAAUGAGAAUUUUGAGGAUGCAAGCAACGAAUUGAUUCUAACGGAUGAGGAGGUGGUUCGUUUCCAAAUUGGUGAAGUGUUUGCUCAUGUUCCAAGAGAUGAAGUGGAAAUAAGAAUCGAACAGAUGAAAGAGACAACAACCAAACAUUUGGAGAAACUCAAGGAUGAGAAGGAAUCGGUAGUUGCACAAAUGGCGGAUUUGAAGAAGAUUUUGUAUGCUAAGUUUAAGGAGUCAAUCAACCUUGAGGAAGACUAGACUGGUUGGUGGCAUCUCAUUUUAUUAUUGUACCUUGUGCUAUGCAUGUUGUACUCUGCAUAUCGAGUACUGUCUACCCUUUUUUGGAAAAUUUCAAAACUCCAAUUCUGUUUUGUUGGUUUGUUACUUGCAUAAGAAUAUUUGAUACAGAUUUUGGAAACGUCAUAGAUGAUUUCAAGUAGGGGUGUGUAUUGAAAUAGCAACCUAUUUUUAUUUAUUUUCAACUAUUAUAGCAUCAUACUUUGAUUUAUUGCGAG